Molecule: messenger RNA, 378 nt
Organism: Closterium sp. NIES-65
Lineage: Eukaryota; Viridiplantae; Streptophyta; Zygnematophyceae; Desmidiales; Closteriaceae
Source: the annotation of a GenBank genome assembly
AUGGUAAGUAGACGACACUAUAAAGCAGCAGCAGAAGCAGCAACAACAGCAACAGUAAGGCAGGAGGGGCAGGUUGGUGGGGGAGAGGAGAGAGGACAGCACAGCCAACAACAGGAGGUUCAGCAGGGGCAGGGGGAGGCCGGCGAGUGGGUUGAGGAGAGGGGACAGCAGGGGCAGCAGCGGAUGGCCAGCAAGGGCAGGGUAUGGAGGGGAGGGGAUAGGGCGAGGGUGCGGGGGGGUUGGGUUUGGGGAGAGGAGAUGGGAGGAGGCAGGUCUUUCCUUCCUCUAGUUUCUUCCUCUCUUUCCUUUCCUCUUUCCACCUUUCCUUCAACCCUUCUCUUCUUCUCCGCCUCUUCUCUCCUAAUCACGUACGGAUGA